This is a messenger RNA of Meleagris gallopavo (turkey), 1638 nucleotides long. NCBI's taxonomy places the organism in Eukaryota, Metazoa, Chordata, Aves, Galliformes, Phasianidae. The record is from RefSeq and is a predicted model, not a curated record.
GACUCCACCAACGCCGCGCACAGCCGCCCUGCCUCCAGUCGCUGCGCACCGCCCUCCCGGGGCCGCUCCCUGCUGCCUUCCCCUUCCCGUUCCGCACUGCUGACUGCCGGGACUUGUAGUCCCGCGGCACUGCACCGCAACCCGACCUCAACAGGCACGGCACCGCAGCCGGACCGCAGCCGGACCGGCACACACACACCAGGUGCGCUCCUGAUUUUGCGCCGCGCUCCGGCACCGCGCUCUGCUCCGCCUCCACCUGUUGCUCCGCGUCCCGAUUCCGCCGCCCGCCGAGUGGCAUCGGCCCGGGCUGAGAGUUCGGACCUUCCCGUGUGCUGCUGCUGGGCAAUGGAGAAGGACCCUGCACUGCGUCUCCGUGUCUUUGACCUCAACUGCUGGGCCAUCUGUUACCUGAGCAAGCGGCGGCAGGAGCGCAUCCGCCUCAUCGGAGACCGGCUAUGCCGGGAGGGCUUCGACCUUGUCCUGCUGCAGGAGAUAUGGAGCGAGCGUGAUUACAGUGACCUGAAGGCAAAGCUGGGUGGUUGCUGCCCCUUCUCCCAUUAUUUCCGAAGUGGUGUCAUCGGCAGUGGCCUCUGUGUCUUCUCCAAGUUCCCCAUCCUGGACACACUGCUCCACCAGUACUCACUCAAUGGUUACCCCUAUAUGCUGCACCAUGGAGACUGGUUCUGCGGCAAGUCUGUGGGUCUCGUUGUUGUCAGGAUUGCCGAGAUCACCUUCAACAUCUAUGUCACACACCUGCAUGCUGAGUACAGCCGGGAGAAGGACGCCUACCUGCCCCACCGCGUGGUGCAAGCCUGGGAACUGGCGCAGUUCAUUCGCCACACGGCAAAGGCGGCUGAUGUAGUGCUGCUGGGGGGAGACCUCAACAUGCACCCUGGAGACGUGGGCAUCCGGCUUCUGCGUGGCUGGACGGGACUGCAGGAUGCCUUUACUGAGGCCAAGCACUUUGAGGGCUGCGAGGACGGCUGCACUCUCAUUCCAAAUAACUGCUUCACUGUCAAGUCGGAGCUACAGCCCUUCCCGUUGGGCAUCCGCAUCGACUACAUCCUCUACAAGGCUAUCUCCAGCUUCACAGUGAAGUGUGAAGAGCUGAGGACCACCACGGGAACAGUCCCAGGAAUGGACAUCCCUUACUCAGACCACGAGGCUGUGAUGGCAAUGCUGUGCAUCCAAAGGAGGGGACAGACAGCGGGUGUCACCACUGGCACAGCCACGCCGGCGCUGGUGGAGGUGCUGAGUGAGGCACGGACAGAGGUGUGCAUGGGGCUGCUGACAGCACGGCGGCAGCGUUAUUCCUCAGGCAGGAUGGCAGUGCUGGCCAUACUGCUGCUGCUGCUACAGGCGGUGGGAGUGCUGGGUGUGCUGGGAGGGCUGGUGGCUGGGAAGCCCUUCCCUGCUCUCUCCUUCUCCCUGCUGGCCUUCCUUGCCCUUGCCAUCCUCCUCCUUGCUGCUGGCCUCCACCUCUUCCACAGCAUCGAGGUGAAGAUGCUGCAGGGCACUGAGGAGCAGAUGGAGAUGGCGAUGCGGGGGCUGCAGGAACAGCCCCUCCACCGCCACUGACCCGGCCCCAUCCUGACCCCUUUUUUAACUGAAGAAAAUAAAAGAGGUGUUUUAAUCCUU